Messenger RNA from Oppiella nova, 4518 nucleotides. The record is from the annotation of a GenBank genome assembly. Lineage: Eukaryota; Metazoa; Arthropoda; Arachnida; Sarcoptiformes; Oppiidae.
AUGGUUGUCAACGACGCGCCAAAAGCCAACUCCCGAUCGGUGCGACCAAAACUCAAGUCUAAUGAUGCAAAUGACUUGAAAAUAGUGACCAAAAAUGAAAAAAAGCAUCGAUUGAAGCAACGGUUCGAAGUGAUCCGCAAAUUGGGACAGGGUACUUAUGGCAAGGUCCAAUUGGCCAUCAACAAACAAACUGGACAGGAGGUUGCUAUAAAAACUAUCAAGAAAUCGAAAGUAGAAAGUGAUCAGGACUUGAUUCGCAUCCGAAGGGAAAUACAGAUCAUGUCAUCCAUACAACACCCGCAUAUCAUUCAUAUAUACGAAGUUUUUGAAAACAGAGACAAAAUCGUAUUAGUCAUGCAAUACGCGAGUGGAGGAGAAGUCUAUGAGUACGUGAGCGAUAGGAAAGUUUUGUCCGAUUCUGAGGCAAGACGUAUCUUCAGACAAAUAGCGACAGCCAUUUAUUACUGUCAUAAGAAUAAGAUAUGUCACAGAGAUUUGAAACUCGAAAACAUUUUACUUGACGAAAAAGGAAAUGCAAAGAUUGCAGAUUUCGGUCUUUCAAAUGUAUUCGACGAAAGACAUUAUCUCCAGACGUUUUGCGGAAGUCCUUUAUAUGCUUCACCAGAAAUAGUGAAAGGGUUACCAUAUUUUGGGCCCGAGAUCAACUAUUGGACGGUUAGGUUGAUUGUUGGUCUUUGGGGGUUCUGCUAUAUACCCUGGUAUAUGGUGCCAUGCCUUUCGAUGGCAUAUAAUAUUAGAAAGGCGUCGGAACUCAUUAAGCGAUUGCUUACUCCCAAUCCCACCGAAAGGGCUACUAUUAUAGACAUUUGCACUGAUUUGUGGGUUAAUAACGGAUUCGAGCACUCGUUGCUCAAAGUGGCCGAAGACAUGGCAAACCUGACUCCAGUCAGACUGGAAAUACUUCUGGCUUUGGCUCCCGUCUCGCCUUCAGCUGAAAAGAUAGGAACAAAUCCUUUUGAUUUGGCAGAGGAUAGCAGUAAAGAGAUAAAUGAAAAUAAAAGCCAAAACACUGAGAAUUUGGACGAAUCGAGAACUGAUGCCAACUCUUUAGAUAAUAGUUUAAAGAAACGACAGGCGAACCCAUCCUUUGAUCAAAGUUUGACUAAAAUUCCGACACAAACGCCAAAGAAGAAGAAAACAAAGAAAUCACAAAAUGAGUCACAAGUGAUGACAAAUGUUGAAGAAAAUAAAGAUAUUUGUGACCAACAGAUUAUUGCAAACAAUUGCAAAACCAAUGAAUCAAUCGAUGUUUCAGUUAAUGAUAAGCAAACAACCGAUUCUUCACAACAGAGCCAACAAGAGGUUGAAGUAAAGGCAGAGUUAAAUGAAAUUCCGAAAACUGAUAAUAAAAAUGUGGAACCGAUUGAGUCUAAAGGCGAAGUGAAAAAGAAAGUAAAGAAAGAGCGGAGCGGUAGCACAAAAAGACCCGGAAAGCUGUCGAUCCCUAACCUAUGGAACAAGAGCUUAGAUAUUCCCGAACCACUCGACGACAAAACGAGUCAAUCAAGCGAUUCAAAGUGUGACCGGAAGGCGCCGUUUAUUCCGAUUGGAUUCCGUGUUUCUGACGCCAAGCGGGCCUUUGAGAGGCGCUGUUCUGUUCCCGUCAACAGCUCUCACUUCAGCUCUUUUGCCACUAAGAGAAUGGACUCUAAAAUUGAAGAAUCAGAUGAAACAAAGAACGCAAAGACUGUAAGACAAAGGGCUCCUAAAUUAAGCUCCAGAAGUCUUAGCUUAAAUGAAAUGCUAGAAUCGCCUAAAAGAGUAUUAGAAUUAAACGAUUCGCUUAAGAAUAAGGAUAACGAUCAACAAAAAUGUACAGAAAUUAAAGAAGAAUUGAAUCAAAAUAAAGUUGACAUUAACUCUGAGUCAACGGAACAAUCAAAAGAAGAGAAACUAAAUGAUUUGAUUUCUAGUCCAGUUAUGGACAAGAAUAUGGCUAAAGAUAUUUUAACCAAAACCAUAGCCAAAGCAAAACUUAUGGAUAAAAGACAUAAUUCUCCGUCAAAAGAGUCGACUCCUCCGACUACUGGCAUCACAACUCCAUUAGUCUCUAUCGAAAACUCUGAUCUUUCGAUACUCUCUGAGCCGUCAUUCUUCCGAAAGCCGCGCCCUGAAAAUUGUGAGAACACUGACAAAAACUCUUCACAAGCAGUUCAGACAAAAGCGGCUCCAAUUGCUCGCAGCUAUAAAAAGGUCACAUUUACUAAAGACGGCGCCUGUAUUACAGAGACGGGCAAAAUAUAUUCUUCAGAGGGCGCCGACGGCUCCUAUACUCGAGUCGAAAAGAAGAGUAAAGUCACACACUUUCCAUAUGAAGAUCAGUCCAACCAAAGUCAAAGUCAUGUCAUUGAUACCAGUCCUCAAGAGACCAGUCGUGAGCAAAGUCUGCAACGAUCCGAUAGUCAGAGCUCAUCCGGUUCUCUGGAUAUAUUUGAUGACAUAUUUGACAACCACUGGUGCGGAGAAUCGAUUUUCCCAAACAUGCGAUCAUUGCUUCACAGCGUUGUCGGCAACAGGAAGUCGAGGCGUCGGUCCAGAGCCGAGAGCUGUGAACGCAAUGCAAGCGAUUGGUUUGGUUUGAAGAAGUUCUCACCUCAAUCCGAUCACGAAAGUGAAGCCGACGACUACGAGUCCCCCUUCUCGAGAAGUGUUUGGCCCACUACUAGACCCUCUAUAUUCGAGAGAUCGUCUAUUUUUUCAAACAAAUUUGAUAAAGAUUUCAAUGGUUUCGAUGAUUUGAAUCAUUCAAUUCGUGAAAUGAAUCGCUCGGUUAGUAGAGACCGGAGUUCGUUUGAAUCGCGAGUACAUCCCAAGUCCUUCAAUGUGGUCUUCGGUCCACAAACUAGUGUCAGAACCACUACUGAUAGGAGCGCCGAUCCCUUCGAAACGGAUGACAUUUAUGACAAUUCUUCGAAAAUUUUGGUCUCAGGAUUCGGAUUCACUUAUAUCCGACUAAAACGAGUCGAACAAUGGCUCCAAUCAGACAAUUCUGACGAUAAUUCGGAACAAACGGAUUCAAAGACUCCAUUCUCGAUGUACGCAACGGUUGGUCCGCGAGGGGUCCGUAGAUAUCUGCGAACCAUUAGUAGCCGAUCUACAAGUGAUAAACCAAAUAAUGAAAUGACGAAUUCGUUGUCCAAUAUGGGAUCGUUUGGCACUUCUUCAGGAGCACAGCAUUCGGUGCCAUCGACUCAGACGCCAACGGUUCCAAAAGAAUCGGUCAUUGAAAUGAGAUUCACAUUAAAUCCAACAAACAUUGAGAGCAAUCGCGUGAAUAACUUGAAUACCACUUCUUCGGGGAGUUAUUUGAAUACAACAUCAGAACUAUUGGCCAACAGUUCUGAUGACUUGCUGUUGAGUAAUAUUGUAGUUCCCGAGAGUAGUUCACUGUUGGAUCAGUUGCGAACUCACGGGUACAGGAACACUGUGCAACAGCGGCUAUCAGGGUCAUCCCUUUUCAGUGAUUUGGACUCCAAUUUGACCGAAAAUGAUGUAAACUAUAAAAGAGGUAAAAGUGUUUUGAGCUGUUCUUCACAAGUUGUCGCUACCAAUGGCAAUGCAAACGCAUGUGAGUGCCAGUGCAUGGAUCAAACUAACCCAAUGGCUACUUCCAGUACCAAAACCAGUGCCAAUACCAGUUCCACUACCAGUGAGGCUGCAAUCGCUGCUCAUAAUUCAAACGCCUAUAAUAAUAAUGAAUUAAAAGCUUCCGAUUCUUUGAAAUAUGCCAAUCAAAUAGAUAUUAGAAACUGUUUGAAUGACAUUGAAAAUGAGUGUAUCGACCUUCAUGUCCGCAAACAGUCUCCUGAACCAACUUCAAGAAGUACUGCUCGUAAACCAUAUAAUAAUAGUGAGACAUCAGUAACAGACGACUCACCCGAAUGUAACCCAACUCUCAAACCAAACAUAACUACUAAUAAAAGUGUGAAUUUCAAAGAAUCAGUUCAGGAGAGGAUUCAUCGCAAGAGCUUUUACUCGCGAUUUAAUGAGCGACCGGUGCUCUCGUCGCGAACCAAACGCCGCUCUUUCAUCGAUUCCGAUGACUUGAGUCUUGCCUUUGGCUCAAAGUUGUCUUCUCUCACCAGAGGCUCCAAUAGCUUCCGAAGCAGUCUGUCAUAUGACGACCCCUUCGCCUCUCCCUCUAAGUCUGCCUCCAAUUCGAGCGAUUGGUUCCAAAGAAUGGAAUCAAGAGUUUCUCAACUAAUGGACGACUUAUCCAACGAUAGAAUCUCUUCAUUUGGAAGUCAUUUCCGAAAUGAUUCGCUUGAAAACAAUGUGUCAUUUGGUUCGCGUCGCAGAUCGUCAUCGACUACAAGAAGCGAUUUGUCUACUCCUCGCUCUUAUAAAUCAGAUUUUGAUUCUUAUUUCAAUUCUGUUACCAAUUCUCUGAAUGAUAACCAAAGCAGUCAAAAGUCUAAUGAUUCUAAUGAUGGAGAUCUUACAUCUCCACAAGAAGUCAUACAAAAGGCUAUCAAUAUUUUGUCCCAAAGCGAGUGA